This is a messenger RNA of Gigantopelta aegis, 396 nucleotides long. Its product is annotated as ficolin-1-like. The transcript has 3 exons. Bases 1 to 396 code for a protein of 131 amino acids. The record is from RefSeq and is a predicted model, not a curated record. Lineage: Eukaryota; Metazoa; Mollusca; Gastropoda; Neomphalida; Peltospiridae.
AUGUCUCAGAUGUUUGUUAACAGGAAGAGAAAGAUUAGGAAAAAGGCUGGCAAACCAGCAAUGAGAGAAGAAGUGUACUAUGAGAAGAAGUCAGGACAAGCCUAUUGUGACAUGGAGACUGAUGGUGGUGGAUGGACUGUCUUUCAAAGAAGAAUGGAUGGUUCUGUUAACUUCUAUCUCAACUGGACUGAUUAUGUUCAUGGUUUUGGUAACUUAUCAGGAGAACAUUGGUUAGGACUAGUAAACUCCAUCGACGAUGACAAUGAUCAAUAUGGUGGUAAUUGUGCUGUUAUAAGAAUUGGUGCAUGGUGGUACAGAGCAUGUUCAUAUUCAAACUUAAAUGGAAACUAUGGUGAUGUUCGAACGUGCCAAAGGAGUUUAUUGGGUUGGCUUUAG